Messenger RNA from Spea bombifrons (plains spadefoot toad), 3280 nucleotides. RefSeq names its product E3 SUMO-protein ligase ZBED1-like. The transcript is spliced from 6 exons. The record is from RefSeq and is a predicted model, not a curated record. Gene Ontology annotation, molecular function: DNA binding; protein dimerization activity. Lineage: Eukaryota; Metazoa; Chordata; Amphibia; Anura; Pelobatidae. The coding region runs from base 279 to 2870 and encodes 863 amino acids.
AACAAUUCGGGGUUCUGAUUGGCCGAGCACCUGUAGCUCAAACGAUGGCGAGAAACGCUAUUGGCUGUUACACUCGUCCAUCACGGACUGAUUACCAAUCGAUAUGUCCAAUCGGUAAAGGCCGCGGGGGCGGGGCUUGGACCCGCGGUAUCAGACUGUACAUUCGCCCGAGAAAAAUCGACAUUUCUGAAGAAAUUACGUGCGUUCGUAUGGCGCGCGAGCAACAUCUCUGCAACGGCGAUACUCGACUAUCGUAAAGGUUCUUGGACGUCAGUCAAAUGAUGCAGUCUGCGGAGGAGGCCUGCGCUCAGCUGGAGGACGAGUUACUUUUUUGCGAGGACUGCCGCUUAUACUUCAGAGACUCCUGCCCGCAACAUGGGUCCCCGACGUUUAUCUUGGACACGCCUGUUCCAGAAAACGUGCCUUCCCGAGCUCUGCUGUCCCUGCCGGAGGGGCUGGUGGUCAAAGAGAGGUCCCAGGGAGGGUUUGGCGUAUGGUGCACAAUCCCAGUCAUCCCUCGAGGCUGCAUCUUUGGCCCCUAUGAAGGGGAUAUCUUAGUGGAGAGGAACGACUGCACGCUAUAUUCUUGGGCGGUACGAGAGAAUGGGUCAUAUUUUUACAUCGAUGCCAGCGAUGAUUCAAAAAGCAGCUGGAUGAGGUACGUGGCCUGCGCAUCCACCGAGGAAGAGCACAACCUGACCGUGUUUCAGUACCGGGGUAAAAUCUAUUACCGAGCUUGUCAGUUAAUUCCCUCGGGCACAGAGCUCCUGGUUUGGAUCGGAGAAGAGUACGCCAGGACGCUCGGACUCAGACUGGGUGAGCAUUUUAAAUAUGAAUUUGGAGAGAAGGAACUACUGAUGAAGCUAUUCCAGGACCUACACGUGAAGACAUUGGAUUCGGGAUCCAGUCACAUACCUCGUAGCCAGUAUCUCGUAGCCAGCGAUGUCGUCACGCCGCUAAUACAGCCACACAAAUCGAGCUACUCGUUGAACAACGCAGGACAUCCUUCUUCCGGCUUCCAACUACUCGAGGGAACCCAGAAUUUGGUGAGCCUCGGUCGAGCUCAGAGCCGCUACUGGACUUUUUUUGGCUUUCAUGGAGAUGCCUACGGCCGGAUCAUUGACAAGACGAAGAUCAUUUGCAAGCUGUGUGGCGUAAGACUCUCUUACAGCGGUAACACCACGAAUUUAAGACAGCACUUAAUAUACAAGCACAGGCGGGAAUAUAACGAGUUGGUAGGAACGCAGGGUGCUGUAGUUGACCCACAAAAAAACAACAUAGACUCCGUCUCCCCGCGAGAAACGGCUUCCCGAGCAAUAGUGACUCCCACUGUUGGGAGAACAACUAAGGCCGUAGCAGAGUUUAUUGUCCGGGACCUGAUGCCUGUAGAAAUCAUCGAAGGAGAAGGGUUUUCUCAGAUGCUGUCAAUCAUGGAUCCAAAUUACAAGUUACCAGCUGCCUCGUUCUUGGCCCAUACAGUCCUACAGGAGAUGUACAUUCAAGCCAAGCUCAAAGUGGUUGAGUUGGUGAAGGGUCUACAGGAAUGCUCUGUGAGCCUUGACGUCUGGAAACACGGCGGUUCGCUGUCCUACCUCACAAUCACUAUCCACUAUGUAGACGAAGCUUUUGAAUUCAGGAAUAUGGUGCUGUCCAGCAAGGUUGUUCCGGAAGAGGUUUCCGAAGACAACCUGACGUCGGUGCUUGUUGAUUUUGCAGAAGAGUGGGCAAUCCGCGAGAACACCUUCUACGCAGUAGGACUCAACAGCCCCUGUGUUAAGGCAGCAGCCUCAAAGGUGGGAUGGAAAUCUCUACCUUGCGUAGGACAGGUGUUGAGGGGCUGCAUAGAAGCCGUACUUCAGCAUCCCACCAUAAAUGGCGCGCUAGAUAGGUUUCGAAGACUAGUCGCUACCCUUUGCUCCUCAUCCACUCAAAGUGAGGAGCUAACUACACAUGGUCCAGUGCUGAAGGUCCAUCUGAAAACGUUCCUAUGUGAUGGAACCAAGUGGUACGCUGUGUACGCUGCGCUGCAGAGCAUAGUAGACCACGGCAAGUUUUUCAAAAGCUUAAUUGAAACAACGACAGAAAAUAACGCUAUUCUGCAGCGUGACGAUUGGUCCGUUCUUCAGGACAUGGUCGAUAUCCUCAAACCCUUAGCUAUUGCUACCUCAACGUUCACCAAAGAUCAGUUUGCUGGUUUAUCGCUGGUGAAGCCCGUGAUAACCAGCUUGCUUUAUAAACACUUAGCACCCAAUGAAUGGGACUCCGAGUUUUCAAAAAACAUUAAAAAGGCCAUUCACGAAGAUUUGAGCUUUAAGUUCUCGGACUGUGAGGUCAAUCAGGUUCUUAACUUGGCAUGUGCCUUGGAUCCGCGUUUCCGGGGCCUCGACUUCCUCAGCCAGUCGGAUCGCGUGGAGACCCUCCACUUACUAAAGCACGAAGCAUCAAAUUUGUCAAAGAUACCGGCUACGGAUUCUCUUUUUAGCGCACCUGAACCUCCAAACUCCAGGCCUCCUCUAAAGAAAACCAAGCUGGACUCUGGAAUUGAGUUUCUUUUGGGGGAUUUAUGCAACGUCAGAAAUUCUUCAGCCAGUACCGUCAACCAACAAGCAGAGCAGGAGAUUAGCAGCUUCCAGACCAGCGAAGCUUCUUCCUUAUGUCAGGAUCCGUUACAAUGGUGGAAAAUGCAUCACACCCAGUACCCGCUUCUUGCUCGGGCCGCCCGUAAACUGUUGGCCAUACCUGCCACCUCGGUGCCCUCGAGUUGGCUCUUCACAGAUGCCGGUGUGACCGUUUACAGAAAGCGGUCUGCGCUGGCCGCCGAACACGUGGACAUGUUAGUCUUUCUCAACGGAAACCGGUCAAUGCUUUGAACCUUCGUUGGUUGGCCCUUGGCCCUUCCCGUUUGUGCCUCUCCCACCCAUCACAAAUGGCAUGUUAUUUAAGCUCAAGGUCAGAUCUAGCGCUUCCACUUCUUUCCUUGGCAGGAGCCAUUCCUUGCUCAAACCAGUAUAUGUAGCCUACACAACCAGUAUACUACUGACCCUUUUACAGACACAUUCAACAACAUGCGCCCUUUUACUAGGAUGGCGUAUAUAAAUAGAAAGUGUUUAAUAUAAAAUAAUGCAAAUGCAAUAAAACCAACCAAAGCAGGUAAAUGGUUCUUCCAAACCUUUGAAUCCUUUAGAGGGCCUCCAACAUCUUUAGCCAUGCUUUUCCUACUUGUUAUAGGCCGUCCCAACUUAUGUGGAUGAUCUUCUUCUCAAUGCUUGAUCACUGAUGU